Trametes versicolor FP-101664 SS1 is the source of this 1215-nucleotide messenger RNA. RefSeq lists its product as uncharacterized. The record is from RefSeq and is a predicted model, not a curated record. Lineage: Eukaryota; Fungi; Basidiomycota; Agaricomycetes; Polyporales; Polyporaceae. The transcript has 2 exons. Bases 1 to 747 code for a protein of 248 amino acids.
AUGCAGCAGGCAGCCGCCCCCAACGCGGCCACCGCGAAGUUCCAGCUCGCGCUCCCCUCCCUCCUCGCCCCCAUCUCCCCUCAUCUCGCAGCCUUGCACGCAACACGUGUCCGCCUCCUCUACCCCGCGGACUCCUCUCUCGCCGACACACACUGCGCACGCUGCGGCGCGCCCUUUCUUGCGACCGGCGGGCACACCAGGUCCAUCCGUAAAAAGAGCAGGAAAUCAAAAGAUGGAGUCGCAGCGACCAUACGCAUAAUCCGCAGGUCGUGCGGUGCCUGCAAACACGACGACGAUGUCGUGCUGAACGCCGGCACGGCGAGCGCACCCGCCUUUCCGAGCAUCCGCGAGCGCGCCAGGCGCAAAUCAUCUACCGCGCCUCGUGUUUCCACUGCUGCGACGCCUGCUGUGUCUGUGGCUGCCCAGCAGCAACACGCCCUGGUAUCUCAGCAGCGCGCAUCCCGGUCCUUGCCAUCCUCCGCCACCCCGGGCUCAUCUCGCUCGAGCAGCAUCGCACCGACUCCCUCUCGGUUGGCCCCUACACCCGCAUCUUCGUCUUCGAGUCCGGGCAAAACGUCUGGAAGUUUUGCUAAGACUCCAGAAUCUCAGGCUCCUGCACAGGCCAAGGCGCGCCCGAAGCAAAAGACUGGUCUGCAGACCCUCCUCGCACGGAAUCGCGAGAAGCAGAAGCAGGAGGACAAGAAGCGCGACCGCCAGGGCCUAUCCGCCUUCCUGCAGGGCCUAUGAUCGCCCUACGCCGUCCCAUCUCAAGUGCCAGUGCCUCAGGCCCAGCCGCCGGUCCUCCGAUGCCCUUUGCGCCCAUCUCCAUGUUCACGCCCGCCUGCGCACGCGACCCUGAACUACUCGGUGGUGGUCGCUUCGCCGCGCGUCCACGGAGUACCAGCAACAGUCAUCUGCAGAAGUGCCGCCACACACGAAAUCGCGCGGAGAACUCGCCGCUAGACAGAUGGUUUCCCGGUGGCCACCUCCAAGCAGGCAAUCCAUCGUACGCUCCCACCACUUGGCGUCCGGCGCAUCUCCUCGAGAGCUGUCGAAGGCCGCAGCCCAUUCAACGGGGUCAUGUGCGCUCAUAUCCCUGCACCGCCCCACUCGUGGUCGUAGCGUGCCGUGUACUUACUGUUCAUACUGCUGUGAUACGGUGUUCGAUAGCAUGAUGCAUCUGUGUUGUCGCGCACGUUGCGGCAAUCCAACCCG